This is a messenger RNA of Carica papaya (papaya), 1417 nucleotides long. Its product is annotated as 8-amino-7-oxononanoate synthase. Lineage: Eukaryota; Viridiplantae; Streptophyta; Magnoliopsida; Brassicales; Caricaceae. Gene Ontology annotation, cellular component: chloroplast. The record is from RefSeq and is a predicted model, not a curated record.
AAGUGGUGGAAUGGAUAAUGCACAAGAAUGAGAGGUGCUGAAAAUUAUCAACUGUUCAUUUAAAAAUAUAGUUCUUCACUAGCCUCCCCACCAAACACACAGCAAAUCAAAAGAUGAUUGCACUCAAAGCAAUUCAAACCUCUUUGUCCCUAACCAAACAUGCCUCUUUUCAUCCAAGAAGAUUCACCAACACAAACAAUUCCAUCCUCUGUCUCUGCAAGUCCAAUGAUUCUGAUUCCGAAUCUACCUCACCAGAAGGAGAUACUCGUAAGCAAGACUUGCUGGCUAGGAUUGCAAUGCUUCAAGCUCAAAAAGUCCGCCUCACAGAUUACUUGGAUGAAAGAUCUGCUUAUUUAACCCAGUUUGCUGAAGAAGCCAACGCAGAGUUUGACAAGAUAGGAGAAGAAGCUCUCAAAGGACUUGACGAAGCUGGCACCAGGAUCAUGGAGAAUAUUGAGAAUCAAAUGCAAGCUUUCGAAGAAUCUGCAGAAAUCAACAGAAAAGAUAUUGAGAUGAAUGAAAACCAGUUAGCCAAUUUUGAAGACCAAAUUGAGAAAGAGAGGAAUGAAGGGCUGUUCUUUAAAAAUUUAAGGGAGCAAAAACCAGUGGAGAAGGUAAAAGCAACGGAAGAAACAAAAAAGAUGAAAGAGCUUGCUAAAGAAAGUGCUGGAUCAAAAACUAGAAGGAAUAUCUACCUGGCGUUAAUUAGUCUGCUGAUCCUAGGGAUUGCUGACUCUUUUAUCUCCUCACCUGAUUGGCGUAAGGUUGCAGUUCUGGGAGCCAUUCUAGUGGCCUUGUCUUCUCAGUUUAUCUAUGAACAAUCCUUGUUAUCAGAAGCGGAAGAAAGAGAAACCAAAAAAGUUGAUGAAGAAAAGAACUGAAGUUCAUGUUGUAAAGGCCAUUCAUUUUCUCAAAGGAAUAUAACUUGAUAAUAUAGACCCAAGUGAAAACUUAACGCUUGGGCUUGAUACAUCAAGCCACUUUGCUUUGGCAUCAUCAACAUUACGACCUUGGUAAUAUCACUACAAUCACCAAAGCUAAUGCGAUUUACCAUGAUGCAGUUGUGAAUUUCUGUUAACUACAAGGUUUGAACACCAAAAAUAGUGGGCUAGUGCACAUGCAUAGCUGAAGAACGGAGAUUAGAUGUGUGUGCCUCUGUUUAUAAAUGUUUUUUUUUACUGGAGAACUUCCACAUCAGCUGUUUGCAGGUAGACUUGGCAGCUAAUGCUUACAAAAAAUUUCAUUCCUUUUCCUGAACGAUAGUAUAGUUCACCAACCUACUUUUGACUUCUAGAAGCAACACAUAAAGGUAGCAGUUGCUUGUAGAGACAUAAAUUGGCAUUUGUGUAUUCUCAUUGGUCAAUUUAGUACAUCACCUGCUAUUUUUCCAUGGAGAAUGAUCAAUAACUUCCAGUCA